Messenger RNA from Brettanomyces nanus, 1038 nucleotides. It is a transcript of the gene MNN10, whose product is annotated as alpha-1,6-mannosyltransferase. Gene Ontology annotation, molecular function: glycosyltransferase activity. Bases 1 to 1038 code for a protein of 345 amino acids. Gene Ontology annotation, biological process: protein N-linked glycosylation. The record is from RefSeq and is a predicted model, not a curated record. Lineage: Eukaryota; Fungi; Ascomycota; Pichiomycetes; Pichiales; Pichiaceae. The transcript is spliced from 2 exons. Gene Ontology annotation, cellular component: Golgi membrane.
AUGACGGGAAAAUCAGGGGCAAAGAAGGAGGAGGAGUUGUCGGAUGUCAAAUUGGACAGCCCUUAUGGAUAUGGAUACUCUGAGAGUUUUAAGCCCAAGAAGGCUGGAUUUCAAUGGAGGUCACUCUCUAUUAAAAGACUACUCGGUUUGUUGACUGUAAUAAUUUUGAUAUCAAUUUUAUCGGUGAUACCGAACUUGUUAAAGCUUAAGAAGUCAAAGGUUGUUAUUAUUCUAGCGGCCAACGAAGGAGGGGGAGUUCAAAGAUGGAAGACACCACAAGAAUGGUCUGUGGAAAGGUCUUCCAUAGCUAACAAAAAGGAGUAUGCAGAAAAGCACGGCUAUAUUCUUACAAUUAAAGACGUCUCGUUGAAAAGACGGUAUAGCCACGAGUGGAGAGAGGGCUGGGAAAAAGUGGAUAUCUUGAAACAAACCAUGAGACAAUUCCCAGAUGCCGAAUGGUUCUGGUGGUUGGAUUUAUAUACGUUUAUUAUGGAGCCGGAGGUGGAUUUAGAGCAAUACUUGUUGGAUCAUGUGGAAGACAAAACUUAUAGGACUUUAGAUCACUUCAAUCCAUUAAACAUAGAAAAGGAUCUCCCCUACGUUGACACACGCAAAGAACCAGUGGAUCUGGUUCUUGCACAGGAUUGUGGAGGUUUCAAUUUGGGAUCAUUUUUUGUAAGAAGAUCGCCAUGGUCGGAACUCCUGCUGGAUUUAUGGUGGGAUCCUGCCAUGUAUGAUCAAAUGCAUAUGAAAUGGGAACAUAAGGAACAAGAUUGCCUUGAAGUGUUGUACUCAAAGAUGGCAUGGGUUCGUAAUAGAAUUGGCUUUGUUCCGUUAAGGGCCAUCAACAGUUUUCCUCCAGGUGCUUGUUCCGACCAGAAGGAUGAUCCUAGGUACUUCUACAAUGACAAAGAGCGUGACUUCGUGGUGAAUAUGGCUGGAUGUAACUAUGGAGACAGAUCUUGUUGGGACGAGUACGAGUACUACAGAAAGCUUCAGAAGAAGUUCAGAGAGACGCCGUGGUAUAGAUUGUGGUAG